Mustela erminea (ermine) is the source of this 4710-nucleotide messenger RNA. RefSeq names its product integrin subunit alpha 7 (gene ITGA7). The transcript has 26 exons. The coding region runs from base 489 to 3866 and encodes 1125 amino acids. The record is from RefSeq and is a predicted model, not a curated record. Lineage: Eukaryota; Metazoa; Chordata; Mammalia; Carnivora; Mustelidae. Gene Ontology annotation, biological process: cell-cell adhesion; cell-matrix adhesion; cell adhesion mediated by integrin. Gene Ontology annotation, molecular function: integrin binding. Gene Ontology annotation, cellular component: integrin complex; external side of plasma membrane.
AUUCCCAUGCACCGCCUCCACCACUCGAGGGCUUGGGCAGGAGUGGGGUUGGGGGAGGACAGAAGAGCGCAGGCAGGGGCAGGGCCGAAGCCGGGGUGGAGAUCCUGGCGUGCAAGGAGGGUUCCCACCCGGAGUUGCCAGCCCGGACCUCCCUCUACCACACCGCGAAGCCUCCACCUGCCGCGCGAGCGAGGGGCGGGGAAGAGGGCGGGGCCGGGGCGGUGGCUCCGGGACCGGAGGCGGGAGCCCGAGCUGUCGCCCAGGAGGCGGCUGCUGCAGUCAUCCUAGCGGGUGCUGGGGCAGCCGGGCAGUGGGGAGGUGGAGCAGCGGGGCGGAGGAUCGGAGGGAAACGGGCGGUGAGGAGAAAGAUUGCGAGACCCUUGAAACACCUGCGAGACCCGAGACCAAAGACCCGCCGUGGGGGACCCGCGGCUCCGGGCGCGACCUAGUUUUCUUGCCUUCGUGGGGAGCGCGCCCAGGGUUCGCCCAUGGCUGGGACUCCGGGCCGCGAUCCUCGGGGCGGCCCCGGGAUUUGUUACCUUCUUGGCUCCCUGAUGGCCGGACUGCUCGCCCCGGGGGCUGUCGCCUUCAAUCUGGACGUGAUGGGCGCCCUGCGCAAGGAGGGCGAGCCGGGUAGCCUCUUCGGCUUCUCUGUGGCUCUGCACCGGCAAUUGCAGCCCCGACCCCAGAGCUGGCUAUUGGUGGGCGCUCCACAGGCGCUGGCUCUGCCUGGGCAGCAGGCGAAUCGCACUGGAGGUCUCUUCGCUUGCCCCCUGAGCCUGGAAGAGACUGACUGCUACAGAGUGGACAUUGACCGAGGAGCUGAUGUGCAGAAGGAGAGCAAGGAGAACCAGUGGUUGGGAGUCAGUGUUCGGAGCCAGGGACCUGGGGGCAAGAUUGUGACCUGCGCGCACCGAUAUGAGGCUCGGCAGCGGGUGGACCAGAUCCUGGAGACCCGGGAUGUGAUUGGUCGUUGCUUUGUGCUAAGCCAAGACCUGGCCAUCCGCGAUGAGCUGGAUGGUGGGGAAUGGAAGUUCUGUGAGGGGCGCCCCCAGGGCCACGAGCAGUUUGGGUUCUGCCAGCAGGGCACAGCUGCUGCCUUCUCCCCCGACAGCCACUACCUCCUCUUUGGGGCCCCGGGAACCUAUAACUGGAAGGGCACUGCCAGGGUGGAGCUCUGUGCACAGGGCUCAGCGGACCUGGCGCACCUGGACGACGGGCCCUACGAGGCGGGGGGGUUGCUCUUUGUGACCAACAUUGAUAGCUCAGACCCUGACCAGCUGGUGUAUAAAACUUUGGACCCUGCUGACCGGCUCCCAGGACCGGCCGGAGACUUGGCCCUGAAUAGCUACUUAGGUUUCUCCAUUGACUCGGGGAAGGGUCUGAUGCGUGCAGAGGAGCUGAGCUUUGUAGCAGGGGCCCCCCGUGCCAACCACAAGGGUGCUGUGAUCAUUCUGCGCAAAGACAGUGCCAGCCGCCUGGUGCCCGAAGUUAUGCUGUCUGGGGAACGCCUGACCUCUGGCUUCGGCUACUCGCUGGCUGUGGCUGAUCUCAAUAAUGAUGGCUGGGCAGACUUGGUAGUGGGCGCCCCCUACUUCUUUGAACGCCAAGAGGAGCUGGGGGGUGCCGUGUAUGUGUACCUGAACCAGGGGGGUCACUGGGCUGGGGUCUCCCCUCUCCGGCUCUGUGGCUCUCCUGAUUCCAUGUUCGGGAUCAGCCUGGCUGUCUUGGGGGACAUCAACCAAGAUGGCUUUGCAGAUAUCGCCGUGGGGGCUCCCUUUGAUGGGGAUGGGAAAGUCUUUAUCUACCACGGGAGCAGCCUGGGGGUUGUUGUCAAACCUUCCCAGGUGCUGGAGGGUGAGGCUGUGGGUGUCAAGAGCUUCGGCUACUCCCUUUCGGGGGGCCUGGAUGUGGAUGGGAACCAUUACCCAGACCUACUGGUCGGCUCCCUGGCUGACAUGGCUGUGCUCUUUAGGGCCAGACCUGUCCUUCAUGUGUCCCACGAGGUCUUCAUUGCUCCCCGAGCCAUCGACCUCGAGCAGCCGAACUGUGCUGCUGGCCACUCAGUCUGUGUGGACUUGAGGGUCUGUUUCAGCUACAUUGCCAGCCCCAGCAGCUACAGCCCUAUUGUGGCCCUGGAUUAUGUGUUAGAUGGGGACACAGACCGGAGGCUCCGGGGCCAGGUCCCCCGUGUGACCUUCCUGAGCCGUGGCCCAGACGACCCCAAGCACCAGGCCUCAGGCACUGUGUGGCUGAAGCAUCAGCAUGACCGAGUCUGUGGAGACACCAUGUUUCAGCUACAGGAGAAUGUCAAAGACAAGCUUCGGGCCAUUGUGGUGACGCUGUCCUACAGUCUGCAGACCCCACGACUUCGGCGACAGGCUCCUGGGCAGGGGCUCCCCCCAGUGGCCCCCAUCCUCAAUGCUCACCAGCCCAGCACCCAGCGGGCAGAGAUCCACUUCUUGAAGCAAGGUUGUGGCGAAGACAAGAUCUGCCAGAGCAACCUGCAGCUGGUCCAUGCCCGCUUCUGUGCCCGCGUCAGUGACACGGAAUUCCAGCCUCUGCCCAUGGAUGCAGAUGGGACAACAGCCCUGUUUGCCCUGAGUGGGCAGCCGGUCAUUGGCCUGGAGCUGACGGUCACCAACCUGCCCUCGGAUCCAGCCCAGCCCCAGGCUGAUGGGGAUGAUGCUCAUGAAGCUCAGCUCCUGGUCACCCUCCCUGCCUCUCUGCACUACUCGGGAGUCCGAGCCCUGGACCCUGCGGAGAAGCCGCUCUGCCUGUCCAAUGAGAAUGCCUCCCAUGUCGAGUGUGAGCUGGGGAACCCCAUGAAGAGAGGUGCCCAGGUCACCUUUUACCUGAUUCUUAGCACCUCAGGGAUCACUAUCGAGACCACAGAGCUGGAAGUGGAGCUGCUGUUGGCCACGAUCAGCGAACAGGAGCUUCAUCCCAUCUCUGUCCGAGCGCUCGUCUUCAUUGAGCUGCCGCUGUCCAUCACUGGCGUGGCCAUUCCCCAGCAGCUCUUCUUCUCUGGUGUGGUGCGGGGUGAGAGUGCCAUGAAGUCCGAGCGGGAUAUAGGCAGCAAGAUCAAGUAUGAGGUCACGGUCUCCAACCAAGGCCAGUCGCUGAACACCCUGGGCUCUGCCUUCCUCAACAUCAUGUGGCCCCAUGAGAUAGCCAACGGGAAGUGGCUGCUGUACCCCAUGCGGGUGGAGCUGGAGGGCGGGCAGGGGCCCGGGCAGAAGGGGCUCUGCUCCCCGAGGCCCAACAUCCUCCACCUGAAUGUGGACAGCAGGGACAGGAGGAGGCGGGAACUGGAGCAGCCUGAGCAGGAGGAGCCUCCGGAGCCGCCAGAGCCCAGCACAUCCUGGUGGCCGGUGUCCUCCUCUGAGAAGAAGAAAAACAUCACCCUGGACUGUGCCCGGGGCACUGCCAGCUGUGUGGUGUUCAGCUGCCCUCUCUACAGCUUUGACCGCGCCGCUGUGCUGCAUGUCUGGGGCCGCCUCUGGAAUAGCACCUUUUUGGAGGAGUACUCAGCUGUGAAGUCCCUGGAAGUCAUCGUCCGAGCCAACAUUACCGUGAAGUCUUCUAUCAAGAACUUGCUGCUCAGAGAUGCCUCCACAGUGAUUCCCGUGAUGGUUUACCUGGACCCUGUGGCCGUGGUGGCAGAAGGAGUCCCCUGGUGGGUCAUCCUCCUGGCCGUCCUGGCCGGGCUGCUGGUGCUGGCGCUGUUGGUGUUGCUCAUGUGGAAGUGUGGCUUCUUCCAUCGGAGCAGCCAGAGCUCAUCUUUUCCCACCAAUUAUCACCGGGCCCAUCUGGCUGUGCAGCCCUCGGCUGUGGAAGCUGGGGGCCCAGGGACUGUGGGGUAAUUGUGUGUGUGUGCAUGUGUGUGUGUGUGUGUGUGAGUGUGUAUGUAUGCGUGUGGUAGAGCCCCCAGCAUUCAGGGAACCAGGGUGAAGAAGUGAGAUUGCAUGAGGGUGGUGUGAGCUCUAGGAACGGGGGUGGGAGGUCAUUAUAAGGGUGAGUAUCCACAACCGGAAGCAUGCACAGUGGGGUGGCUGGGCUCAUGCAGUGUGAGCAUGUGGGAGUGCAGGAAGGUGCUGUGCAUGGCUUUUCUGUGGGCAUGAGACAAAUGUGCAAGGACAUGCUGUGCAGUCUGAGCAAGUAGGAGCCUCAGGUGGCCCCGAGUGUGAGUGUGCAAGGGGCAUAUUUCCACCUUGGUAUGGAAGGGCCAGCAUCUUCAUGAGGAAGGGAGGGGUGAGGCCACCCUAUUCAUGGACCAGAGGGCCCUGCCCCAGGGGAAAUGCCAUUUGAGUACAUGGGAUGAGUGUCUGGGGCUUGGGAGGGCCAUUCCCAGUAGGCAGGGGUCUAGAAAGCCAUAUUUUGGUCUCAGAUCUUGUUUAUGUUCUGGGGCAUGCUGUUGGGUCUCUUCAAAGGCUUGAAUGGGGUCAGUGGUCCUGAUGCUCCAUCUUCAACCCCCUCUUCCAGUACCCAAGGCAGAGGUCCUUGGUCCUGCCUCUUUGGCCCUUCCUGGUCUUUCUCUGGCCGUGAGUGAGGACCUGGGGGCCCGGCAUGAAUUGUGGCACCUGUGGGGGCCAUGCACUGCACGGGACACUGUCUACCCCAGCUCCUUCCUGCUGCAGCAGUGGAGGCAAGGUGCUGGACUGUGCUGGGCAUCUGCCCCGGGGGCCUCAGCUCCUCACAUCUGGCCUG